Messenger RNA from Macrosiphum euphorbiae (potato aphid), 741 nucleotides. NCBI's taxonomy places the organism in Eukaryota, Metazoa, Arthropoda, Insecta, Hemiptera, Aphididae. The record is from the annotation of a GenBank genome assembly.
AUGGAUCAAGAAGAUUUUACAGAUCCACGAAAAAUUAACUUUCAAAACAACCGGUUGUGUUAUGUUGGCCAAGAUGUUACGAGUAUUCCAGAAAUACUGGGUAAAAUGUAUGGAUCCAAAGUCAGGUCUUUGGAUCUAAGCUUCAAUAGUUUGACUACUCUAAAUCAUUCAGAACUAUUUCCUGAUUUAGAAGAGCUUGUUUUAGAUAACAAUAAUCUAGAUGAUACUAUUAAAUUACCUUAUUUACCACAUUUACAUAUACUCUCAAUGAAUAAUAAUAAAAUCACGGAUUUAGAAAACUUGGUCACCCAAAUAAAAUAUAGUAUGCCUUCUUUAAGAUUUCUCAGUUUGAUUGGAAACAAAGCUUGCCCAACACAGCUAAUAGAUUUUGAAAAAGACGAAAACGAUUAUAAAAGAUAUAGGUAUUUUGUUUUACAUUAUUUACCAGAACUGAGAUUUCUUGAUUCAAGACCAGUUACUAAUGAAGAAUUAGAUACUGCAAUAACUAAAGGCGAAUUCACCAAAAUCAUACGCCCCCAGUUUGGAAAUGAACCACUUCGAUUUGAUUGGAAAUUAUCUCUUGGAUCUCAAUCUCGUGCAGAUACUUCAAAUAUUUUCACCCCACUUGCUGUAUCACCAACACAAGAAAUACAUCGUCAAGCUGCAUAUGGCCGACGUCGAUACCGUUAUGCUGGAAAACAUUCAGAAGGCAACCGUUUUAUUUUAAAUAGAGAUUUAUAA